Molecule: messenger RNA, 609 nt
Organism: Cyphomyrmex costatus
Lineage: Eukaryota; Metazoa; Arthropoda; Insecta; Hymenoptera; Formicidae
Product: leucine-rich repeat-containing protein 51
Exons: 2
Coding region: 1-609 (202 amino acids)
Molecular function (GO): protein binding
Source: RefSeq, a predicted model, not a curated record
AUGAGCGCUAAUUAUUCUUCCCAAAAUCAUACCUCGGAUUACAAACGAAACGAACAGCAGGAAAUGCUGGUCGCCCCACCGUUAGAUUUGUCGUUUAAAAAGGCCAACACCAUGGACGAAUUGAUGGAGAAACGUGCACAAGUAAUACGUACUGGAAAGGCUCCAGUAAGAACGUUUAAGGAUCGUUACAUAACCAGCACGUUAUGGCUGAGCAAUAAUCUACUGAGCUCGAUGGAAGGUCUUCAACGUCUCGCUGAUAGAGUUCUCGAUGAUCCAGUGUAUCUCAGUUGGUUGGAUUUGUCUUUCAACGAAAUAAACGAGAUUGGAGAAGACAUAGAAAAGUUUACAAACUUGAAGAUUCUCUACUUGCACGGCAAUAAAAUUGCGAAUAUCGCAGAUGUUUUAAAGCUGAGAAAGUUACAGAAUCUCAGGUCGCUAACGUUACACGGUAAUCCGAUCGAAGACGUUCCUUGCUACAGGGGUUACGUCGUACAUCUUCUCCCACAGUUACUCGUCUUAGACUUCUCGCCAGUAAUUGCUGCUGAAAAGAAAAAAGCGCUGCCCAUAGGAUUUUUUAAAAUGAUACAGCAACCUGGGAUACGAAUAUAA